Molecule: messenger RNA, 666 nt
Organism: Lottia gigantea (owl limpet)
Lineage: Eukaryota; Metazoa; Mollusca; Gastropoda; Lottiidae
Exons: 5
Coding region: 1-666 (221 amino acids)
Molecular function (GO): DNA binding
Source: RefSeq, a predicted model, not a curated record
AUGGAUGGUAUUGAAAGUCGAAAUUUACUCUAUACUCAAAAGCAUAAAGAACUGAGUCUUGAUGAGAAGAUAAAAUUAAUAGAAGACAGAGAAGUCCAACCCUCUCCUACUUUACGACAACUCAGUUUAAAAUAUGACGUAUCAGAAAGCACCGUUAAACGUGUCCUUCGUCGCAAAGAUGAACUUAGACAGAUGAAAAGUUUUACACCAACUUUAAAAUACAAUCAUUUAUCAUUGAAAGAGAAAAUUGACAUGAUUCUGGAAAGGGAAGCUAAUCCUGUGAUAGCAGUACCUGAACUUAUCAAAAAAUACAAGGUGUCUGAGAGUCUGUUGUCAACUCAGAAGUAUAAACAAUUAACAUUGAAAGAAAAAGUGGCUUUGAUACAAGACAGAGAGUCAAGUCGUCCAAUGACUGUUCAUGAAUUAUGUUCCAAGUAUGAAGUAUCCGAGAGUGUUUGGGAAGCGUGUGGGGUGAAACGUCAACGAGUACAUCUAACAUUAGAUGAUAAAGUUAGGUUAAUAGAAGAUUGGUCUCAAAAACCACGUCCACUGCUAGCAACUCUUGCCUUACGAUAUAAUGUCCAUGAGCGUACCGUCAAUAGAAUUUUAAAAGAUAAAGAACGCUUGAAAGAAGAAUAUUUGAAAUACAAGGAUAAACAAUUUUAA